UGGGCCCCUCCCAUCCACCCGGGUGCCCCCACCCAGGGACCAGCAGCACGUGCGGGUGACUCCCUGUCGCCCUUUUAAGGCGCCUGUCGCGCCGCGCCCCUUUUAAGAAGGGCCGGAGCGGUGCAUUGUGGAAUUUGGGAUCGAAAUGUAGCAGUGGCCGGGAAGGAGGCGAGGCGCGCGGCGGCAACAUUGUAGCCGGAUCAAAGGCGGAGCGGCCGGUGGCGGGCGCGCCGGAUCGGGACCAUGCGCCUGCGGGGCCGCGCCGGGCCGGGCCCCAGGUAGCCGCGGGCGGAGAGGAGGCGCGGAUGGGCGGCCUGAAGAGAAGCUGCUGCUGCUGAGGCUGCCGGUGACGCCGCCCGCGCCGCGGUGGGGAGCAGCCCCGGAUUGCCGGCCCGGCCUCCCGACCCCACCCCCGUCCCCACCCAGCCAGGUCUGGGCUGCAGCCGGAGGAGGCGGAGCGGCGGCGGCAGCGGCUGCAGCGCCGCGCACAAAGGCAGCAGACAUGAGCGAGUCAGUCAUUUGCAGCACUCGAGCGACUGUGAUGCUCUACGAUGAUGCCAACAAGAAGUGGCUACCCGCGGGGAGCGGGCCCCCAGCCUUCAGCCGCAUCCAGAUCUACCACAGCCCUGCCAACAACACAUUCCGGGUGGUGGGCCGCAAGAUGCAGGCCGACCAACAGGUGGUCAUUAACAGUGCAAUCCUGAAAGGGCUGAAAUACAACCAGGCCACGCCCAAUUUUCACCAGUGGCGCGAUGCCCGCCAGGUUUGGGGGCUGAACUUUGGCACCAAAGAGGAAGCCAGCCAGUUUGCCUCUGGCAUGUUGCAUGUCCUGGAGAUGCUGGAGUCGGGGAACGCUGCACUGCCCCGGCCUGUUCAGAAUGGCCCCUCCCCAGAUGAGGUGGUGGAACUGCAGAAAAGGCAGCAGCUGGAGAGGGAGCAGCAGGAGCAAGCGGAGCGAGAACGGCGAGUGGCGAUCUCAGCCCCUCCAGUGACCCCUUCGGCAGGAGGCCCUCCGGUGCCAUCAGGACCGCCCUCAGCGCCACCAUGCCCACCCCCUGGCCCCCCGCCAGGACUUCCAGGGCCACCCCCAGGAGUGCCAAGCGGACCGCCGCCUCCUCCCGGGCCUCCCCCGCCGCCAGGCCCACCCCCAGGCCCUCCCCCUGCCGGAGGGGGGCCACCCCCAGCGCCACCUCUCCCUCCGCCGGGCCCUGCUGGAGCUGGGGGGCCACCCACUGGCUUGGCGGCUGCUCUUGCAGGGGCGAAGCUCAAGAAGACUGGCAAGGACGAGGGACCAAAGCCCAGUUCCGGAGGCGGGGCCCCACCGGUUGGGCCGAGUGGGGGUGGGCUCAUGGAGGAAAUGAGCGCGAUGUUGGCGCGACGGAGGAAGGUGACGGAACAAGGCGAGAAGCCCAUUCCAAAGAAAGAGGAAGGCCCAACACACCAAGAUGACAUGGAAGCCGUUGGCGCCAAGACCACAGACUCCUUCCGGAGGCCUUGGGAGAAGACCAGCACGACGCUACCCAGGAAAACGGUGACCCCAAGAAGCACCACGACCCAAGCCCCAGCCCGGCCUCCAGUUCAAUUUAGGAUGAAAUCCGCUGGAGCAAUUACUGGCUCGGAACCUGCCGGUGGCGGAGGGGACGAGUCUGAGUUGGAACGGGUGAAACAGGAACUACUGCAGGAGGUCCGGCGGGAGCUACAGAAAGUGAAAGAAGAGAUCAUACAGGCAUUCAUAACGGAGCUGCGGAAGCGGGGUUCCCCUUAGCCCCCUCCACAACCGCCUGCUAUCUGGAGUCAGCAAUUUAACUUUCCCCAAAGUGUAGAAAUGAAUAAAAAACGAGAGAAGCCACCCCUAACCCUCACACCCCCUUCCCUGUCAGCUCCCCGGCCUCUGGCCCCCACUGUGCAAUUUCAGGGUGGGGGGAGAGAGACUAUCUGUGGUGGGCCCCCCACCCCAGGAAGGGCAGGACCCCCGCCUGUGCCUUACCCAGAGCAAUAGCAGCGCCCUUUUCCUUCCACUCCCCCGCCACGAGAGGCUGUUUCCACGGGAGGUGAGGGGGCUGUUUCCCUGGAGGAACUGGCCCCUGCCCCCCUACACUGUGCCAUUCCCAGAGAGGGCCAGCCCCUCAGGCCCCGCCCCACCUCCACCCCACCCCACCCCACCCCACCCGUCAUCAGUCUAUGAGACUUUGUUUUUUUUGUGUUUGGUUUUCUGGGGGUGGGUGGGGUGUAGGCAGCCCACCUAGAGCCUGGGGCCUCAGAGCGGGGAAGAGGUGGAGGGAGCAUCUCAUUCACAAGGAGGCGGCUUCCGGAGCUCCCACUCACCAAACUGCAGAAGUUUGCUUUCCUUUAAGGCGCUGGUUGGCAAUGUAGCAGCCCUCCUGGGAGCGUGGGCCGGCUCCCUUCUGUGCCCCCUUCUUGUCUUGUGGCCUCCCUGACUAAUCCAGGAGCUGAGGGGUUGGGGUGGCGGGGAAGGAGUCCUCAGGCCUUUCCUCCUGCAGAAGAGGCGGCUGCUGGGAUAGUUGCCGCAGCGGCGCAUCCCGGAGCGAGUGGAGCAGCAGUCUGAGGCCAGCGCUUUAGCUGGCCGAAAUCUAGUCUUGACCUGCUGGUUGCCAACCACCACUUUUAAGGACAUCCCUACCUACACCACACGCCCCCAGCCACCCAUGCAUGCAGCACGCCCCAGAAGAUGGAACUCUGCCCAGCCGCAAGGAAGGGCCCCAAGCCCCCCACCGCACACGUUCCAGGACCCUUCCUCAUUUUACGCACUGUGCUCAUUCCUCUUGUUUUUUUGUUUUUAAACACACUGUGAUGGUGGCGUUCUUUAGAAUAUUUUAUCUGAUACCCCUUCUCCCUGCCCCCACCUCUCUGGGUAACUUAUUUUUAUUUUUACCCCUCUACCUCUUUCAGAGGCAGUGGAGGGGAAACAGGGCAGGAUCUUGGCUUUUCUACCAAGCUGUAAUUUUUGACUUUGUUUUAUUAUUUUUGUUGAGCUGGAUGGAAUAUUAUAUUUUGAUUUUUUAAUUAUUAUUAUUACUGAUUGCUAGGUCUUUCUGCCUGAUUUCUACCCACUCUCCUGACACAAGGCACCCACUCACCUGCAGAUGGGCACUAGGACCUCGAGCACGUACACCAAACUUCUCUAGGAAUAAAUCUUUUCCUUUUUGUAAAUUGCAAAA
Molecule: messenger RNA, 3179 nt
Organism: Hemicordylus capensis (graceful crag lizard)
Lineage: Eukaryota; Metazoa; Chordata; Lepidosauria; Squamata; Cordylidae
Gene: VASP
Product: vasodilator stimulated phosphoprotein
Exons: 14
Coding region: 503-1765 (420 amino acids)
Biological process (GO): actin cytoskeleton organization; axon guidance; neural tube closure
Molecular function (GO): SH3 domain binding; profilin binding
Source: RefSeq, a predicted model, not a curated record